Messenger RNA from Lampris incognitus (smalleye Pacific opah), 1164 nucleotides. RefSeq names its product paired box 2b (gene pax2b). Gene Ontology annotation, molecular function: DNA-binding transcription factor activity, RNA polymerase II-specific; RNA polymerase II cis-regulatory region sequence-specific DNA binding. Gene Ontology annotation, biological process: regulation of transcription by RNA polymerase II; anatomical structure development. Bases 1 to 1164 code for a protein of 387 amino acids. The transcript has 10 exons. The record is from RefSeq and is a predicted model, not a curated record. NCBI's taxonomy places the organism in Eukaryota, Metazoa, Chordata, Actinopteri, Lampriformes, Lampridae.
AUGGAUAUUCACUGCAAGGCAGACCCCUUCUCGGCCAUGCACCGGCACGGAGGUGUGAACCAGCUAGGCGGGGUGUUUGUCAAUGGCAGACCCCUACCCGACGUGGUGAGGCAGAGGAUCGUGGAGCUGGCCCACCAAGGGGUGAGACCCUGCGACAUCUCGAGACAGCUGCGGGUCAGUCACGGCUGUGUCAGCAAAAUUCUGGGCAGGUACUACGAAACCGGCAGUAUAAAACCAGGAGUGAUUGGGGGGUCUAAACCCAAAGUGGCCACUCCGAAGGUUGUGGAUAAAAUAGCAGAUUACAAGAGACAAAACCCGACCAUGUUUGCCUGGGAGAUACGAGACAGACUGUUAGCAGAGGGCAUCUGCGACAACGACACUGUUCCCAGCGUCUCGUCAAUUAACAGGAUCAUCCGAACAAAAGUCCAGCAGGCUUUCCAUCCAUCCCCUGAUGGCACGUCCCUGUCCACGCCAGGCCACACCAUAGUACCAAGUACAGCUUCUCCGCCCGUAACAAGUGCAUCCAAUGACCCUGUUGGGUCGUACUCCAUCAACGGCAUUCUGGGUAUUCCACGAUCAAACGGCGAAAAGAGGAAACGAGACGAAGAUGGUUCAGAUGGUUCUGGUCCAAACAGUGAUUCUCAGGGUAGUGUGGAGAGUUUACGGAAACACCUGAGGGCUGAUGCCUUCACUCAGCAGCAGCUGGAAGCUCUGGACCGGGUCUUCGAACGCCCAUCGUACCCCGACGUCUUCCCUUCCUCGGAGCAUAUCAAACCCGAACAGGCUAAUGAGUACUCGCUGCCUGCCCUGAAUUCCGGCCUGGACGAAGUCAAACCCAGUUUAUCCUCCAGCGCCAACCCAGACCUGGGCCCCAGCGUGUCACAAAGCUACCCUGUAGGUCGGGAUAUGGCCAACACAACCUUACCUGGGUAUCCCCCUCACGUUCCCCCUACAGGCCAGGGCAGCUACCCAACCUCCACGCUCGCUGGAAUGGUUCCUGGGAGUGAGUUUUCGGGGAACCCCUACAGUCAUCCGCAGUACACAACCUAUAAUGAAGCCUGGCGAUUCAGCAACCCAGCAUUACUAAGUUCCCCUUAUUAUUAUAGUGCCGCAUCGAGAGGCUCGGCCCCUCCCACUGCUGCCACUGCCUAUGACCGUCACUAG